This is a messenger RNA of Sceloporus undulatus (fence lizard), 5902 nucleotides long. RefSeq names its product timeless circadian regulator (gene TIMELESS). The record is from RefSeq and is a predicted model, not a curated record. Gene Ontology annotation, biological process: DNA replication checkpoint signaling; replication fork arrest; DNA repair. The transcript is spliced from 29 exons. Gene Ontology annotation, cellular component: replication fork protection complex. The coding region runs from base 1178 to 4915 and encodes 1245 amino acids. Lineage: Eukaryota; Metazoa; Chordata; Lepidosauria; Squamata; Phrynosomatidae. Gene Ontology annotation, molecular function: DNA binding.
ACACAACAACAAGGCUACCCUGUCACAGGGUUUUCUUGGUAGAAUUUGUUCAGGAUGUGUGGGUGCACACCAUUGCCCUUCCCUGAGGCUGAGAGAGUGUGACUUGCACAAGGUCACCCACCCAGUAGCUUUCCAUCACUAAGCAGGGAUUCCAACCCUGGUCUCCAGAGUUGUAGUCCAGUGCUCAAACCACUGCAUUUAUGCUGACUGGUUAGCAUCCUAGUCUCUUGCAAAAUGUUCUUGUGCGCAGACUGUUCUGAAAGGUGUUUUGUAGGGGGAUAUUUUGCCCAGGUUGCCACUGCCAGGUGUGCUCAUAACUACAAAGGAGGACAAGCCACCACAAAAUAUAGGCUAUUAAAGAAAAAUGUAGAUGCUUCCAAAUAAAAACUAAAACACUAAUGUAAAAACGUAAAUUCAUGCUUCUUAUGCUCAGAGUGGAGGACCUUUGGGGAUUCCUCUUGGACAGAGGUCUGAAAUGUAGGACAGGUCCUGGGAAAGGAGAACAUUUGGUUACCUUGCCUCUGGAGUUCCUCCAUCGCAGAGUGAUAUUUUCCCUCACUGCAAAGGAGGACAAGGCACAGCAGAAUGUGAGACUUCCAAGAAAAAUGGAAGACAAGACCAACUAAAAGCUAAAAACAUUCGGAGGACAUUUUGAGAUUCCUUCAGGACAGAAGGCUGAAAUGUAGGACAGGUCCUGGAGGAAAAGGUGGACAUGUCUGGUCUCCCUAGCUGCUGCUGAACCCACCACUUCAUUUAUGUGCCAGAUGGUUUGCAAAGCACAGCUUGGGGCCGAAUGACCAGGCGUCCUCCUUUCCCCAGACAUGUCCUCCAUUUCACCCAUCUGUCCAGGAGGAGGAAUUCCAAAAAGGUCCUCCCUUUUGAGCAUAACCAAGAAGAAUGAAUGGACAUUCCUAUUAGUGGUUUUUUUAAAGCUGUUGUUUUGUCCUCCAUUUCUCUUGCAUGCCCUCCAUGUUGUGGUGCCUUGACCUCCAGCUUCAGGUAUCCCUGGGGCUCUUUUCUCCCUCUGGUACCAGGAUUUUCUCCCGCCCUCCUUUCCUCCUUGGCUCCUCCUGUUCAGCCUCUGAGCCUGGCUUGCAUUCCUUAUGCUGUCAUUUGCCGGUGGGUCCUUCCUGCAUUGAGAUCAAGGACAGACUUGCGUUGAAAACAGAGACACUGUAUGUGCAGAGAUUUCCUGCUUUGCUGGUUUCCUUUGAACCAUAGCAAGGUAAUUUCAGGCUCCAGUAUUUCACUUAGACUGAGAUAUAUGGACUUGUACAUGAUGAAUUGUGAACUCUUGGCAACGUGCAGCGCCCUUGGCUUCUUGGAGGGGGACACUUACCACAAAGAGCCGGAUUGCUUAGAGAGUGUGAAAGACCUGAUCCGCUACCUGCGUCACGAAGAUGAGACUCGGGAUAUCCGACAACAGCUGGGAGCAGCUCAGAUCUUACAGAAUGACUUGAUCCCAAUCAUUAUCCAGUACCCUCAAGAUAAACAGCUCUUUGAUGCUGUUAUCAGGUUAAUGGUAAAUUUAACUCAACCAGCUGUCCUCUGCUUUGGUAAGCUCCCUCAGGAUGUCAGCUUCCGUCAUCACUUUCUCCAAAUUGUCUCUUAUCUUCAGGCUUACAAAGAAGCAUUUGCCAGUGAGAAGGUAUUUGGGGUGCUGAGUGAGAAAUUGUACAACCUUCUGCAGCUGGACUGGGAACAGCGUCAGGAGGAGGAUAACUUGUUAAUCGAGCGCAUCCUGCUUCUAGUGCGCAAUGUGCUACAUGUCCCAGCUGAUCCUGAUGAGGAGAAGAACAUUGAUGAUGAUGCCAACACCCAUGACAGAGUGCUGUGGGCCAUUCACAUCAGUGGCAUGGACGACUUGCUUAAAUUCUUAGCCAGCUCCCAGAGUGAGCAGCAGUGGAGUCUACACGUGUUAGAGAUCAUCUCCCUUAUGUUCCGGGACCAGAAACCAGAGCAACUGGCAGCCACUGGGCAGGGUCGUUCAACCAAAGAGAGGGUCACGGACAUAGCUGAAUUGGAGGUCCUGAGGCAGAAGGAACAAGCAGAGAGGAAGAGCCGUGUUCUCCAUCGGAGCAGUAGGCACUCUCGGUUUGGUGGCUGCUACGUUAUUCAGGGCUUGAAAUCUAUUGGCGAUAGAGAUGUGGUGAUGCACAAAGGGCUACACAAUGUGAAGAACUAUAGCCACGAUUUGGGCAAGGAAGUUCAGAAGGUGCCAAAGAGACGGCAGCUUGCCCAUGACAGUGAGGCUGCCAGUCGCCGCUCGGCUCUUAAUGUGCGCCUGUUCCUUAAGGAGUUCUGUGUGGAGUUCUUGGAGAACUGCUACAAUCGCCUCAUGUAUCUGGUCAAGGAUCACCUUAUGAGAGAGAGAGCCCAGCAGCAUGAUGAGACAUACUACUUGUGGGCAAUGGCUUUUUUCAUGGCCUUCAACCGGGCCCACUCUUUCCAGCCACAACUGGUUUCUGAGACUGUUGGAGUCCGGACCUUCCACUUCAUUGAGCAGAAUCUGACCAACUACUAUGAAAUGCUGCUCGUGGAUAAGAAAGAGUCAACAUCUUGGUCUAGAAGGAUGCAUCUGGCUCUCAAAACCUACCAAGAGUUGCUGAUGACUGUGCAUGAAAUGGACCAUUCACAAGAAGAAGCUAUUCGCCACAGCAGCCACAUUUUAAAAAAUAACAUAUUCUACAUGAUGGAGUAUCGUGAACUAUUCCUUGCUCUCUUCCGUAAGUUUGAUGAAACAAAGCAGCCCCGGUCAUUCCUCAAAGAUUUGGUGGAAACGACUCACCUUUUUUUGAAGAUGCUUGAGAGAUUUUGCAAAGGGAGGAACAACUUAGUGGUCCAGAGCAAAAAGGUCAAGAGGAAAAAGAAGCGCCAGGUUCACCCUGCUGGCUCAGAUGCGCAGUCCCGAACUCCCGAAGAGUUGGAGGAGAUGUGGCCACAGCUGGUUCAUCAAAUGAGUGAAUGCAUAAAGAGUUCUGAGCCUCUUCCAGAAGAUGUUGUCCCUUUUGAUGUUGCAUCAGAAGUUCCGCUAGAGGAGCAGCAAACCGAGGCCAUGGUGCGGAUCCAAGAUAGCCUCCUGGCUCGCCAGGCCCCUAAAGCACUCUCCCUCUUACGUUCAGCACGGGAGGUGUGGCCAGAAGGGGAUAUUUUUGGAUUGCCCACCCUUGAUCCAGAUGAAGAGACUGAGCUGCUGAGACAAAUCUUCUUUGCCAACCUUCCUCGUCAAGUGGCACCAGAAGUAGAGGAACCUGAAGAGGCAGCUGAGGAAGAGGAGGUAGCCGAGGAGGAGUUGGCAUCUGUACAUGUGUCAGAAAAAGAAUUUAGCUUCCUGGAUUAUGUGAAACGGUUUGCUAGUGCUAAUGUAGUCAAGGCUUACAUCCUACUGUUGAAGAACUACCAGCAGAACACCACUCACACCAACCACUGUAUUGUAAAGAUGUUGCACCGCAUUGCCUGUGAUCUCAAGAUGGAAGCCCUGCUUUUCCAGCUGUCUGUUUUCUGCCUCUUCAAUCGCCUCCUGAGUGAUCCAGCUGCCAGCGCUUACAAGGAGCUGGUGACCUUUGCCAAAUAUGUUGUGGGCAAGUUUUUUGCAUUAGCAUCCACCAAUAAGAAGGCCUACAUGGAGUUGCUGUUCUGGAAAACCACGGCUGUGGUACGCGAGAUGACUGAAGGCUACACCUUGCUGCGGGAAGAUGGCAGCUCCAACUCUUGCAAGGUUACCCGGUGGACUGAGGAGGAGGAAGAGGAGCUGCGGGAACUCUACUACAAGUACAAAGAAGUGGAAGGUGAAGACAUCCUUAACAACAUUUUGGCUCACUUGAGCACUCAUAACCGGACACGUAAGCAGGUGGCUAAGCAGCUGGUGCACUUGGGGCUGGUGAACAGUGUGCGAGAUUUCCCUCGAGAGAGGAAGGGGACGCGUAUUGUGCUGUGGACAGAAGAUCAAGAACUGGAGCUUCAGCGGCUCUUUGAGGAGUUCCAGAGCACAGAUGAUAUCCUGGCCAAUGUGAUGAGGCACAUUACUGCAAAGCGUUCCAAGGCUCGCAUCAUUGAAAAGCUGCUCGGCAUGGGGCUGGUGUCUGACCGUAAAGAACUCUACAAGAAGCGCAAGCGGAAGCCUGGUUUUUGUGGCAUGAAUAAAAAUGCAUUUCCCAAGGAUUUUGGAGUACCUGACUUGGAUGAGGAUGAGGAUGAAGAGGAGGAGGAGGAAGAAGAGGAAGAGGAAGAAGAUGAUAAUUUGGACAGUGAGGAAGAGGAGGAGCCAGCCCAGAAAGGUGGCAGCAAUGAUGUGGGCAACAGGUCCCAGGAUAGACAGACUAACAAGAAAUGCAGGUCUACAUCAGAUAGAGGCAUCAAGGCACUUGUACAGAGCCUGAAGCAGGAAGGUUUGUCUGGCCCCCUCUUAUGGCUCCAGAGUAGUCUGAACCGAACAGCUGCUGACCGAGAAGAGGAUGGUGAGUGCAGUGGAAUCUGGGCCUGGUAUUCCCAGUCCUUAGGAAGAAGAAUUAUGCUUCAUGGCUGUCCUCUUAGAUUGGUUGGUGUCCUGUUAAAGGACACUGGAAAAGAACUUCAUUCUGAGUCUUUCUGGCGCAUUUCAGCCAAACUCAGCCCAGAGCAACUGCGACAACUUGCUACUUCCAUUGUCCUGCAAGAAGUGGAGGGAGAGACCAAAGAACAGCCAGCAGUUUCAGAGGAAGAUCAUCCUGAUACAGAGGAGCCAAAGUACCUGACAGCAGAAAGGUGCGAACCUACCCAGCACCCUCUGGGACCCAAACGGAGCCGCUUGAUAAGUGACAGUGAAGAGGAGGAGAAAGAGGAACCCCACAGCCCAGGUUCCAGAGAGGAAAAUAAAUUCUGUCCUGCAGGCAAGAGGAAGCGGCUGCGAAUUGAGGAAGAGGAUGAGGAAGACUGAUGGCUUGGAACAUCCCUCUCUUCCUGGACCAGGAAGGCCAGUUACCCCUAGGUCCAGCAACUAGUGCUGCAACCAUUGUCCUCCAGCAGUGGAAAGUUGGAUAGUCCAGACUAAAAAUGAUCAAAAUGGCUAAUGAUUUUGUUUGGGGGCAGAGGAUUACAAAGAUGGGCUGCUUAAAUGAAAAAAAAAACAUGGGAUCAGCUAAGAUGGAGAGCAGAGACAUGGGGCUUAUUCUCAUACUGCUCUCCUAUGUUACAAUAGAUUGACAUGGAGAAAGAAGACUAUUUUUAAACUGUAUCAUGUUGAUAAAUAAGCAUUUGCACCCUGUGAUGCUUUCUCUCCAAAAUGACAUUGUUAAAUUUGUCUGUCAUGAGUGGAUGAGAGCCAUUCUUACCGACAGGAGAGCCAGGCAUUCAGGCUCUUCGUGGACUGGGCUUGAGGAUCUGUGCCACUCCACCUCUUCCCUGGAAUCUGGUUGAGAUUUCAUGGCCUCAUUCCCUUUGCUUAGUCACAUGUUGCCUUAAAAUACUUGGAGACGUAUUUGUUUUGGUCGCUGCUAUUCCUGUUGUGCCUUGGAGUUGCAGCAGCAGUGGGACAUUCCCCAUUCCAUUUCAUGUCAGGCCUUAAGAAAAAAGUGGCAACAGGUCUGCAAAGGGGGUGGGUGGGUGGGGAAGGACGCAAAAAGCUACAGCUACAUAAUGAAGAGGGGCAUCUGUACCAUCUUUCGCACCCAAACAGCCUCUCCCCAUGUGGUUGCCAGUUACUUCAGCUGUGUCUGUCUUGCAGCCUUUAUCACGUUAUUGACCUCUUUGUUCUGGCUAUUCCAGAGGGAAGCAACAGCAGAGACCUUCACAUGGGUUGUUUCCUGCUAUCCCCAUGUUGGCAAAAGUCAGGUGUCUGCAUGUAUGUUCUACUUUUGAUAUAUUUUUUAAAAAAACACCAAACUUUAUUUGAUAGAUUCUCAAGAAAUAAAAUGUCUUGAUGGUU